This is a messenger RNA of Rhinichthys klamathensis goyatoka, 999 nucleotides long. It is a transcript of the gene igfbp6a, whose product is annotated as insulin-like growth factor binding protein 6a. The record is from RefSeq and is a predicted model, not a curated record. Bases 300 to 905 code for a protein of 201 amino acids. Gene Ontology annotation, biological process: regulation of insulin-like growth factor receptor signaling pathway. Gene Ontology annotation, molecular function: insulin-like growth factor I binding; insulin-like growth factor II binding; fibronectin binding. The transcript has 4 exons. Gene Ontology annotation, cellular component: extracellular region. Lineage: Eukaryota; Metazoa; Chordata; Actinopteri; Cypriniformes; Leuciscidae.
AAACCAGCUGAAUUUGUACAUCAUUUGAAAUGUAGCUGUGGCAGAAAUGGGGAGGAAUAGAGUUAUACAUUAACUCCACCUCUUAUUAAACGCCCAGCAUCUCUCAGUCUCCCACCCCUACAGCAUCUCAGCUCUUUAAAAGCAGCCCAUGUUGCAUUUCUGGGCAAUUUGAUCUAAUUAUUGUCUUUAGACACCUGAUUUCUCUUAUUCAUCCACACUUCUACUUCCAUUGAAUGUCAGAGAGACCUGGAAGAGAGAAGAUUAUUCACUGAAAACAAGCUUUUCUGUCCUGGACGAAGAUGGUUUCUUUUCCUUAUUUACUAACCAUUUUGGUUACCAUUCAACUCAGCUUAUCUGGCUCCAACUCCCUUGUAUUAGGCUUGAGGAAGAUCUGCUCAUUGUGCAAUGGGCCCUCAGGGGACCUCAAGGGCCACCGAGCUGAACGUUUAUCCGGGGAGGAGAUCACAUCCAUGUUGGCAUUAGAUGAACCCUGUGGGGUUUACACCCUACCGUGUGCUCAGGGUCUUCGGUGUAUCCCUCUUCCCGGGGAGCAAAGCCCCCUUCAGGCACUGCUUCAGGGACGAGGGGUCUGCAAACACAUCAAAAGCACCAUUACUGACAUUCCUCCACCUACAGACUACCAACCAUCAACCACUGAUAACAAUGAAAAGGGUCCUUGUCGUAAACUGUUAAACACAGUCCUCCAAAGUAUUGAGCUCACGAUCAUUCAUUCAAUUCAGGACAUCUACAUCCCCAACUGUGACAGACAAGGCUCCUUCAGGAGGAAACAGUGUCGCUCAUCAAGGGGAAUGCAAAGAGGCCAGUGCUGGUGUGUUGAUGACAAAGGAUCAAAGAUGUCAUCCCGUAAAAGAAAUGAUGGAACUAUCUCAUGUAACAGUGUCUGAGAAUUAUGACAUAAAUCUGGACCUGAAAUGUGUUUAGAAAGGACUGAGAGCGAGCCAGCGAAAGAGAUGACAUACACUGAGAACUCUAUGACCA